Messenger RNA from Plodia interpunctella (Indianmeal moth), 2988 nucleotides. RefSeq lists its product as uncharacterized. Gene Ontology annotation, biological process: potassium ion homeostasis; potassium ion import across plasma membrane; cell volume homeostasis. NCBI's taxonomy places the organism in Eukaryota, Metazoa, Arthropoda, Insecta, Lepidoptera, Pyralidae. Gene Ontology annotation, molecular function: potassium:chloride symporter activity. The record is from RefSeq and is a predicted model, not a curated record. Gene Ontology annotation, cellular component: membrane. The transcript has 11 exons. The coding region runs from base 198 to 2159 and encodes 653 amino acids.
GAAUGUGUCAUUUUAUGUUAACUAGGUAUAACUAGUGAACCUGAUUAACUUCAUUCUCUUUCUUUAAAAUUUCUUAAAAUGAUAAUUCAAUUAACAUAAGAUAGUAGAUAAUCAAAUAUUUACGUAUGUGACGUAUGUGAUAAGCAAAUAUUUUUAUAUUGAGAUUAUGCCUUGAGUACCUGUUUGUAAUAUUAAGAAUGGAUCAAAAUCAUACCAGACGGAAUGAUUUGGAUAUUGAUAGCUUUCGCGGUGAUUUGGAACCAGGGCUUGACAGAACUCGUAUGAGACGACAGUCGGGUGGUUUUGUGGAUUUAGGCAAUGAAUCACAAUAUGGUACAGGUGGACAUCAAGCUUCUGGCGCGAACGAGAUAUUUGCCGAUAUACAGGGUGAUAUUCCAUGGUGGAAAUCAAACUUUUUCAUAUCACAGCCUGUUCUAUUUGGGACAUGGGAUGGAGUAUUUACAUCAUGCCUAAUUAACAUUUUUGGUGUGAUUGUUUUUCUAAGAUCGGGUUGGAUUGUUGGACAAGCUGGCCUUGUAAAUGCAAUAUUCAUAGUCAUAUUUACAGUAUUUGUGGCUCUGAUCUCAGUACUUUCUGCUGUAGGAAUAUGUGAAAGAUGUAGAAUAGAAAGUGGUGGGGUUUACUUCUUACUGGCACAUACACUUGGAUCUAGGUUGGGCGGAGCUUUGGGCAUCAUCUAUUGUUUUGGCCAGGCUGUCGGAUGUGCCCUGAAUGUGUUUGGUUUUGGAGAGUCAAUGGCAACCUUAGUGGGUGCAGAUAACACCUGGGCGGCGCGCGGGUUUGCCGUCGCAGCAGUCCUCUUAUUGGGCACCAUCAAUGUGGCCGGAGUCAAAUGGGUCAUUAAACUGCAAUUUGUACUUCUAUUGGUCAUACUUCUAGCUGCUCUCGACUUCUUUGUGGGUUCUUUCACUAUGGACACAGAUGCAAAAUUUCAAGGUUGGCUCAGUGGUGUGAUAAGCAAUAACACAUGGUCAAAUUACCAAGAUGACUACACUUGGUUCAAAUGUUUUGGUGUGUUCUUCCCCACCAUCACUGGCAUACUGGCGGGCAUCAACAUGAGUGGCGACUUGAAAAAUCCCUCCAUUAAUAUCCCAAAUGGUUCAUUGGCUGCGAUUAGCACUGGCACAUUCUUAUACCUAAUGUUUAUAAUAACAUUAGCGGCGACGGUGACUCGAGACACGCUGUUGAGCGAGUUCUCGAUAGCGGCCGACAUCUCCGCAGUGAAGGUGCUGCUGCUGGCCGGGCUCUACGUCAGCUCCAUGAGCUCGUGCCUCGGAGCCAUGUACGGGACCCCCCGGGUGCUGCAGAGCAUUGCCAAUGAGAAGGUCAUCCCUGGGCUACAAGCCUUGGGGCAUGGGAGAGGUCCGAAUAAGGUGCCCAUUUAUUCCAUGGUAGUAGUAGCUAUAGUGACGGUGACGUUCAUCAUCAUCGGCGACAUCAACAAGCUCGCGCCCAUCGUCACCAUGCCCUUCCUCAUCACCUACGCUAGCAUUGACUACUCUUAUUUUGCACUCGCUCAAACUUUUGAUUUACAACAUAGACGUGAAAUGAGGUUUCAGGGGCAUUCGCAGCGAGAUACACAUGUAUACGGUGCCACCGGCAGUGACCUUGAUUUGUUGUUCCCGGAGAGGAUACGGCAUAAAAAUGUUGGCGAUUUCACGCCGUCGCCGACGGAGCCGGCCACACUGGGUGGGCGCAGAGCCAACGCCGGCGUGCACUCCAAGAACACCAACUGGUACUCGCAUCUCUGCAACCGCUGGCUGUCGCUCGCUGGGGUGGCAAUAAAGCUGCUGCUGAUGUUCCUGGUGCACUGGGCGUACGCGCUGGGCUGCGUGCUGCUGCUGUGGCUGUGCUGGCUCUAUAUCGGCGCCGCCAACCCCGCCGUCAAGCCCGGCCGGGCUUCCGAGUUCCACUUCUUCCACUGGCUCAAAAUUUCCUUCUUGCAGGCUAUUGGAAAACGUCCUCUGGAAUAUGAGCAGCUGGUGGUGACGCCGGUGCACGCGGACAUCCCGACGCAGCAGGAGCGCCUCAACGACGACAACGAGGACUUCGCCUCGCGCCGCCGCUACCACCAGUCCACGGCGCUGCACGGCCGGCUGGUGGACGUCUACAACGACGCUAGACCCACUUUGACGUAGAAAUAUAUGUGUUAUUCCACUGGUUAAGAUUCCAUGGGAAUUAUUCCACUUAAAGCGCCUGGCUAAAUCACCCAGCACCUGAGGCAAGGUGUCUUAGUCGACUUGAGAUUUUAUAUAAAAUAGUGACGCCCCCUUAGUAGGUGUCCACCACUCAUUUAAUUCGAAGAUGAACCUCGGCAUGGAGGGCAGUCGCUUACGACGUAUUGUGCGCGUCACUACAUUGUAUAAAACAGAGUUGCUUCCCGCUGUCUGUCCUUGUGUAUGCUUAGAUGUUUAAAACUACGAAACGAAUUUUGAUGCAGAUUUUUUAAUAGAUAGGAAUCCUGAAGAAGGUUUAGUGUACGUUUUUAUACGAGCGAAGCCAGGACCGGGCGGCAAAUCUUUAUAAAAAUAAGUAAGUGAAACGUCGCGACUUCAUCGAUUUUUAAUUACCCAUAAUUUCUGUAAUAUGCUACUCAAAAACUUGUGGAACAUCACAUAUACUUAAAUAACUUUUCUACUUUUGACGAAAUAGAUUUGUGUGAUUUAUCGCCAGGAAAAGUUGCUGCAUUCAUAAUAAUAUACACUUUGGGAGUUGAAAGAUUGACCUCAGAUAAUUUCAGUACAGUUCUAAAUCAGCAAUCACUUCUAAAUGACCACUUUAGUUUUUAUUAAUUGUAAUUGCUGUUCACUAAUUUAAUCAAUUUGUAUUUUACUAACAAUCAAAAGACUAAGAUACUCCCGAAGCUAAGAUUAAAAUAAUUUUCUAAAAUAGAAUAUUGAAUGUUUAAGUGUGUAUUUAUUUUUAUAAUUAUUAUUUGUAAUGACAAUAAAAUAUGAUUUUAUCUAA